Aureobasidium uvarum is the source of this 1311-nucleotide messenger RNA. The record is from the annotation of a GenBank genome assembly. Lineage: Eukaryota; Fungi; Ascomycota; Dothideomycetes; Dothideales; Saccotheciaceae.
AUGACGACUUCCGCCGCAAUCGGCAUCUCGACUUCCAUUCCGUUGUCGAGCGGAACAACUCUUGAUCUGUCUUCUGCCGCCACUUCGGACAUCAGCUCUGCUUCUAGCGAUGCUUCAAUCACUACCACGUCAGAGGCCACUGCAGCAUCAGCAACUGCUGAGAGCAGCGCAUCUUCGAGCCUUUCAAGUGCUUCGUCGACCGACGAUACUACCAUCGUUCCCAUUGGAUUUGCUUCCAGCACCGAGGCAUCGUCUCCCCCCUUGACAUCGGUAGUUUCGACUACACCUGCAUCUCCCGCUCCUACUCAGGCAUCUACCUCUGUUGCCUAUGAGCCAUCGACCAGCACUGCUCCUACCAGCAUUGUACCCAUCGGCACCAACACUUACACUUCCAUGCCCAUCGACACUAGCAUCUUGUACCAGCCUUCCGAGACAGCAACCAGUUCGGCUACUGCCAAGGCAUCUGGUAUCCCCUCGUCGAUGCCUCGUGUCAUUCAACCUCCAGGUGGCAUGCCUUCGGCUCCCGACAACACCACUCUGGUCCAGGUCGGUUUCAGCUAUGGCUUGAACUAUCCAUUCGUGGUUUCCACUGGUGGCUCCGCCAACCAAAUCUUCGAAUUCCUUCCUGCUGGUUUGGCUUAUGGUCUCAACAUUGAUGCGGCCAAGGUCAAGAUGUACGCACUGCAGCCUUACGACACCACUGAGUCGUUGCAUUACAUCACCACUUUGGCUCUUGUCUAUGUCCCCUCCGAGGCAAUCAACCAGUUGCAACUCGAUCUACACACUUCGGUCGCUACCUUGUACAACAACCCUGAUGCAUCCACCAAGACUCUCAUGGGUAUGAUCAACCCCGCCAUUCCCAUGAUUCCUGGUGCAAAUGGCAUGAGUAAUAGCCAAGGAAAUGCAAAGAACCCCUCUGGCUCAGGCACUACCUCUGACAGCAAUGGCGCACCUCUUGGUGGCGACUCGAGCAGUUCAUCACCUGUCAACGGUACUUCCGUUGGUAUUGGUGUCGGUGCUGUCGCCGGUGCUGCCGUGUAUGCCGCAGCCAUGGUCUAUGUUGCUCGUCGCUACAAGAAGAAGCGCGCUUCGCACGCUCGCAGCAACAGCGUACCCUACACUGAUGAGAGAGGCGAGAUGAGCCAGCGUAACAGUGCAGCAAACUACUUCAUGUCAGGGGGUCGUGGUCGUGUAACCCCUACCAGCGGAAGAGGUAGUCGCCAAAGCGGAAGCAGUGCCAACGGUCGUAGCGUCAGAGAACAAGGCAUCAGUGCUCCCGUUCUCGCAGGAAACUCUCUUGGCUGGAACUAG